AUGGAGUCUUUGAAAGGACAGACUGCCUUCAUUACCGGAGCCUCUAUGGGCAUUGGUGAAGCUAUCGCUGUUGCUUUGGCUGAGCAAGGCGUCAAUCUCGCCCUCGUGUCCCGAAGCAAGGAUAAGCUCGAGACGGUCCGAGAAAAUAUCACCUCCAAGUUCCCUAAUGUCAAGGUUGGAGUGUAUCCCGUGGAUCUUCAGCAGCAACUCGAUGUCGAAAAUGCUGUCAAGGCAGCUAUCGCCGAGAUUGGUCAAAUUGACAUCCUUAUCAACAAUGCCGGACUAGCUCUCGGUGCCCCUGGACGGUUCUGGGAGAUCCCUGUUGAGCAAAUUACUCAAAUGUCAGGUACUAACAUCAACGGUGUCAUGUAUGCGACGCAUGCUAUCUUGAAUCAUUCUAUGUGGGAACGGAAAAGAGGCACUAUUAUUAACAUCUCGUCUGUAACUGGACUGGAAUGCCCCCCAUUUAAUGGCGAGGCAGUCUACCAUGCAUCCAAGGCCUUUCUCGAAGGUUUCACCAAUAGUCUCCGAAUGGAGACAGCUGGGUCAGAUAUCCGGGUUCUGGUUCUUCGACCUGGCUGUGUUGACACCCACUUUCACCUCCAGAGGGUUCAAUAUGACCAAGGCGCUAUGGACGAGUUCUUCCAGGGCUAUGACCCGUUGGUUGCUGAGGACCUUGCCCAGUCAGUGCUCUACAUGUUGAGUCUGCCUUCUCGCAUAUCUAUCAAGGCUUUGGACUGUGUUCCCACGGCGCAACGAGCUUUGACCCGGUUCGACCGCGAAUGGAAGUCUCGCCAUGAGUAG
Fusarium proliferatum ET1 is the source of this 804-nucleotide messenger RNA. Its product is annotated as related to ketoreductases. Bases 1 to 804 code for a protein of 267 amino acids. The record is from RefSeq and is a predicted model, not a curated record. Gene Ontology annotation, cellular component: cytosol. Gene Ontology annotation, molecular function: oxidoreductase activity. The transcript is spliced from 4 exons. Lineage: Eukaryota; Fungi; Ascomycota; Sordariomycetes; Hypocreales; Nectriaceae.